Molecule: messenger RNA, 507 nt
Organism: Parasteatoda tepidariorum (common house spider)
Lineage: Eukaryota; Metazoa; Arthropoda; Arachnida; Araneae; Theridiidae
Source: RefSeq, a predicted model, not a curated record
AUGUCAAAAAGGUUGAAGAUUCACAAUUUUGAGACAACCACCAAAGUGGUGGCAAUGCAUCCAGAAUUGCGCAUCGACAGCCUUUACUUCACAUCCAAACUUGGACCCAUCGUUUUGAAGCUGGCAUAUGAGGAUGGUAGCGAAUUCGAAGAUGAAUUCGAUUGGGAUGAUAUUGAUUUGGAUGAGAAUGAUUUUGAUGAAGAAUACAUGAUGGAGUUAAGAGCUGAGGUGCCAUCAUCUGAUGAUGAUGAUGGAGUUGAGGAUGAAGUUAAUGAUAAUGAGGUUGGGGAUGAUGAUGAUGAGGGUGAUGAAGUUGAGGAGCUGAAUAGAUUUGAAAAUAUAUAUUCCGUUUACAAUUUUUGUGAUGAAGAAUACACGAUGGAGUUAAGAGCUGAAGUGCCAUCAUCUGAUGAUGAUGGAGUUGAGGAUGAAGUUAAUGAUAAUGAGGUAGGGGAUGAUGAUGAUGAGGGUGAUGAAGUUGAGGAGCUGAAUAGGUAUGUUAAUUAG